This is a messenger RNA of Camelina sativa (false flax), 2393 nucleotides long. Lineage: Eukaryota; Viridiplantae; Streptophyta; Magnoliopsida; Brassicales; Brassicaceae. The record is from RefSeq and is a predicted model, not a curated record.
UGUGCCUUGUUUUGUAAUCACAAAUUUGUUCACCGGUGGUGAUUGUUGCGCCUGCGAUGAAUCGCAGCCUGACGCGCCAAUUCAGUCAACACGUCUCUCAAUGUCACGCCCCAUCGAUUUCAUCAUCUGCUCGGAUCCUGGAGCUCUGUAAAUCGGGUCAGCUCACCGACGCCAUUCGAUUACUCAACUCAACAGACUCGUCUGCGAAGCCGAGACUCUACGCGUUUCUCCUACAAACAUGCACCAAAGUCGUCUCCUUUAUCCACGGCCUUCAGUUUCACGCCCAAGUCAUCAAAUCAGGUAUGGAAGCUGACCGUUACGUUGGUAACAGCUUGCUCUCGCUCUACUUCAAGCUAGUCUCUGAUAUGAGAGAGACUCGGAGAGCUUUCGAUAGAAUGUUCGUCAAAGACGAGAUUUCUUGGACUUCGAUGAUGUCUGGAUACGUUGGGGAUAAACAACAUGUUAAAGCGCUUGAGGUGUUUGUGGAGAUGGUGAGUUUUGGUUUAGAGCCGAACGCGUUUACGUUGUCUUCGGCGAUUAAGGCUUGUUCUGAGCUUGGAGACGUUAGGUCAGGGAGGUGCUUCCAUGGUGUUGUUAUUAGUCGUGGGUUCGAGUGGAACCAUGUUAUCUCUAGCACAUUGGCGUAUAUGUAUGGUGUGAAUCAAGAACCAGUAGAUGCACGCCGAGUGUUCGACGAAAUGCCUGAACCAGAUGUUAUUUGUUGGACAGCUGUACUCUCUGCGUUUUCGAAGAACGAUUUGUAUGAGGAAGCUUUGGGGCUUUUUUACGCGAUGCAUAGGGGAAAAGGGAUGGUGCCCGAUGGGUCUACUUUUGGAACUGUUUUGACAGCUUGUGGUAAUCUGAGGAGGCUGAAGCAAGGGAAAGAGAUUCAUGGGAAGCUUAUAACAAGUGGGAUAGGUAGCAAUGUGGUGGUCGAAAGUAGUCUUCUUGAUAUGUAUGGUAAAUGUGGAUCCGUACGGGAAGCUAGGCAAGUGUUCAAUAGGAUGUCUAAGAAAAACACCGUAUCUUGGUCUGCCCUACUUGGGGGAUACUGUCAGAACGGAGAGCAUGAGAAAGCGAUUGAGAUGUUCAGGGAGAUGGAAGAGAAAGAUCUCUACUGUUUCGGCACUGUUCUUAAGGCGUGUGCUGGUUUGGCAUCAGUAAGACUUGGGAAAGAGAUUCAUGGCCAGUACGUGAGAAGAGGAUGUUGUGAUAAUGUGAUUGUGGAUUCGGCUUUAGUUGACUUGUAUGGGAAGUCCGGAUGCAUUGAUUCUGCUAGUCGUGUGUACUCCAAGAUGUCUUUUAGGAACAUGAUAACAUGGAACGCAAUGCUAUCUGCGCUGGCUCAAAAUGGAAGAGGUGAAGAAGCCGUUAGUUUCUUCAAUGAUAUGGUUAAAAAGGGGAUGAAGCCUGACUAUAUCAGUUUUAUCGCGGUCCUCACUGCAUGUGGUCAUACAGGUUUGGUUGACGAGGGACGGAAUUACUUUGCGUUGAUGGCUAAGAGUUACGGGAUUAAACCAGGUACUGAGCACUACAGUUGCAUGAUUGACCUUCUAGGACGCGCAGGUUUGUUUGAAGAAGCGGAGAAUCUGUUGGAGGGAGCAGAGUGUAGAAAUGAUGCGUCUCUGUGGGGAGUUCUGCUUGGACCUUGUGCUGCAAAUGCAGAUGCCUCCAGUAUUGCAGAGCGGAUUGCGAAGAGAAUGAUGGAAUUGGAUCCAAAGUACCACAUGAGUUAUGUGCUUCUCAGUAACAUGUACAAGGCGAUAGGUCGCCAUGGUGAUGCACUCAGAAUUUGUAAGUUAAUGGUGAGACGAGGAGUAGCAAAGACUAUUGGACAAAGCUGGAUUGAUGCUCAUUAGAAAGCUAUAAAGAUUUGUAUCCCUAUAGGGACCUUGCUCUAGUAUUCAUGAAGAAAUUGGUUUUGGCAACAUUAAACCACACAAUUUUGCUUGAGGUCUCCAUGUAAGCGAUUUGUCUUUACAAAGUAAUUCAAACAAAAAAAACAGUUGCCAGCCUAGACUUUGCAGAGAAAAGGGUUGUGUCAAAUGUUUUGUGGAUGAUUGAAGAUUUUAACCUCAAGCCGCCAUUGAUACAUCUUCUGGUAAAGAGUGUUUGCUUCAUAGUGCACGCAUCAAGGUCGAUUUUGUAGCUUCACGCUUCAUCUCUGCAGCUUUGCCACUCCCUCGGAAGUAUGCAUAUACUUGCUGAAAAUCGAGUAUUGCACGCCAUGGGUUAGAAAAACAGAUGGAUUGAAGUGAUUUACAAGUUGAUAAAUUCUGGAGUAGAAGAAGUUGAGAAACCUGAAUGACCCAGAUAUUGAGAAGUGUUUCGAUGCAGAAGAACCCAGCACCAAUGAAGUACAUUAUCUUUGAGGGUAAAAAAGAAGAAAUUUA